GAUAUUUAUUGGCCAUAGAACACGAAUAUUCUGCUCAUCAAAAGAAGGAAUUAUCCGCAUUGCAUUUGCAGGGUGUGUCUGCCCGAUUGUUUGUUAUCGUAUGACCCUAACACAAAGCGGUAAGCCCUAACACCAAGUAUGUGGCUAUCCAUGCUGAAAUUAUACAUUCAUAGCUACUUUCAUCCCGCGUAAUCUGCUCUUUUCCCCAAUCAGUCCCUCGCUGAUUCUCUUGAUUACCCUUCCAGUGAGUCAUAUUCAUACCAAGGAAGAAGGCAAGAUGACUGCAGAUCCAAUCGCCAUCAUCGGCACCGGAUGUAAAUUCCCCGGCUCUUCGACCUCCCCAUCCAAGCUCUGGGACCUACUCGUCAACCCCCCCCGCAAUGUAGCCACCAAAGUCCCGGGGAGUCGAUUCAACAUUGACGCCUUCUACCACCCAGACGACUCCCAUCGCGGCACCACCAAUGUCCAGGAAUCAUACUUCCUGUCUGAAGAUAUUUCCCGAUUCGACGCGCCUUUUUUCAAUAUAUCCGCAAGCGAAGCGGGAAACAUCGAUCCACAGCAACGACUGCUUUUAGAAACAGUAUACGAAUCUCUAGAAGCAGUGGGUCUCCCAAUCCAUGAGCUCCAGGGCUCGUCAACAGGUGUAUUCUGCGGCGUCAUGAAUGAUGACUGGAGUCAACUGCUUGCUCUGGAUCACAAAGCCAUCCCGCACUACUCUGCAACAGGAACUGCCCGCACAAAUCUGGCAAACAGAGGCGCUGUCAAAUGUGGGAUGAUUAGACAGAUGGGUAUGCGAGUGGCGAAGGCGUGGCAUCUAUCGUGCUCAAGAGGCUCUGAUGCUAUUGCCGAUGGGGAUCCUAUCGAGAUCCGGCUAGCCGGCCUCAUGACCGGUGUCAGUAUUUCGAAGCCCAUGGAAAGGGUACACAUGCCGGUGAUACGCAGGAAGCGUCGGCCAUAUACCGCGCCUUUUUUUCCUCCUUCGUCAGAAACCCUGGGAGACGACGAUAUGCUAUACGUAGGCUCCAUCAAGACCGUCAUUGACCACACAAAAGGCACCGCUGGUAUUGCGGGUAUUAUCAAGACAUCCCUGUGUAUUCAGAACGAGCCUUCCCCGGGAACCCCUCGCCGUGUAUCGGUUAAUUCUUUUGGAUUUGGCAGCGCCAAUGCUCAUGCCAUCCUGGAGAGCUAUGAGCAUCGAUUGACGAACUCAAAAUUGAACGCCCCUUUCAUUCUCCCAUUCGUUUUCUCCGCAGUAUCUGAGCAGACACUCGCCACGCUUCUUGAGAACUUCAUCCAGUACCUGGAGGAGAAUCCCAAAGUCCACCCCGGAAAUCUAGCAUGGACCCUGAUUCAUCGUCGCUCUGUGCUCUCUCAUAAAUUGAUAUUCUGGACUGCCACGAUUGACAGAUUACAAGAGAAAAUUCGGGAAGCACUGCGCCAGAAAAGCAAGGACUCACCACUGUCCACCGUUGUAACCCAUCUAGCAACAGGGCCCAAGAGUAUCCUAGGGGUUUUCACAGGGCAAGAGAAGUACCGACCGAGAUUCUCCCUACUGGAAGAAUUGAUGGCCCCCGAAUCAAAUUCGCGUAUUGAUCAGCCCAUAAUCUCGCAGACCCUCUGCACAACAGUCCAUAUCGUGCAAGUCAAAUUGCUCUCCACGCUUGGAAUCACAUUCUCCUCUGUUAUCGGUCACUCAUCCGGGGAGAUCGCCACAGCCUACGCAUCAGGCGCCCUGACAGAAUCCGACGCCAUUCGCAUCACGUACUUGCGUGGCUGGAUUGUGAGUAAAAAGCCUGGUCAGAAAGGGGCCAUUAUGGCAGCAGGUAUUUCACCAAAAGAGGCAACGGACAUCUGCUCGAAGCGGCCAACAUCCAACCGGGCCCGCUGGGGGCUAGCACCAAAUUGUACUCGAGUGUGCACGGCAACGGGAAAAUGGCUGACCUUCACACCGCGCAUCCCUGACCUGCGAGUACUGGAAGGACAACAUUGUCACCCCGUUCUCUUCUCACAGGCCCUCACAGAAGCCGUCAGUGAAAACGGCCUUCCUGAUUCGAUCGUCGAGGUUGGACCCCAUCAUGCGCUCAAGGGGCCUGCACUCCAGAAACUUGCCAACUUAAACCCACUUGCAGCAAACAUCCCCUACAUCGGCUUGUCCACCCGAGGAACCAGCGGUCGUCAAAAAUCUCCCAUCGUACCCCUUCGACCACAGCCAAGCCUACUGGUUCAAACACGAUGGCUAAAAUCUUACUGGCAAGCUCGUCACCACCCGCAUCCCCUACUGGGAUCACUAUCGCCAGACACGACGGAGGGCGAGUGGCGUUGGCGCAACUACCCCCACCGGGACGAGCUGGAAUGGCUGGAUGGGCACCAGGUGCAGUCGCAGACUGUCUUUCCGGCGACGGGGUACAUUGCUAUAGCCGUAGAAGCGAGCAAGAUCGUUGCACUGGAUCUGCAGCAGAGUCUACAGUUGGUCCAGGCUCAGCAUCUUGUUGUCGAACAUGCGAUCUCUAUUAACGAAAAUGGCGCGGAGAUUCUCUGUUUGCUGGAUAAGGUCAAAUUCAGUGCUGGAAGCUUAUCGGGAACAUUUUCUGUCUUUGUUGUCGAAGGGGAUAGUUUGAAGAAAUGCGUUUUCGGCCAAGUCACUGUCUUCUGGGGAGAGGAGGAUGCCGGUAUCUUGCCCUCGAGGUCAACGGACUCUGGGGCAGGUUUGAGAACAGGCUUGACAAUCGGCGUGGACGAAUUCUAUCAAUACCUUGCCCAGCUCCGGUACAGCUACAACGGACCCUUCCGAAGCAUGGUCUCCAUCAAGCGCAAAGGCGACCAAUCAACCGGAGAAUUGACCAACCAAGUCGACUCACCGUUCUUGAUCCACCCAGCUGUCAUGGAUACUGGAUUCCAAGCCCUAUUCGCUGCGCUCGAGGCUCCAGGUGACGGAUGGCUGACGACUCUUCACGUCCCGACCCGCAUCGAGAGUACAACAAUCAAUUCGAACGCGUUCGGGUCGACCAGCGCAUUGGUUAACGGCACCGGGCAUGCGAAAAAACCGCAUCGGCUCCUAUUACAUGAAAAAGGUCAACGCACAAUUAACCGAGAGAGACCACCAGGAAUUAGACUGGCAAAGUCCCGCAUCGUGGCCUGGAUGAGCCAUGUUCUCUCUGUGACCCGUGCCGGAAAUCAUACCAUCUGCAAGAAGGAAUGGUUUGACGAUACCGAAGAGGACGUUCAACGGUUGCUGCAAAAGCUUGGUGGUAUUGAAGCCACCAUGCUGCAGAAUGUGGGCGAGAAUCUUCUAUCCUUCCUGCAUGGGGAGGUGACGGUGGCUCGACCUGAUUCUGAUCGGAGGAGAAACAACUCUUCUCGUGGCGCUAUAAGGAAGAUCCUGUCUCACCAUUUCAGCCAUGUAAUUGAUGCGCGCAUGUUGGAGGCCCUGGCUAGGCGAAAAGAAUGGCAAUCCACCGCUCCUGUUGUUUUGUACCUCGUUGAGGCCGACGAGCCCUGCUUCCAGAGUCUUACAGAGAAACGGCCAAGCGUGCUUAAAACACUCGUUAGCAGUGCCCAGAAGCUGCUAUGGGUGAGUAUUGGCUCGGAGGCCGAGAAUCCGUACUUGAGCAUGUCCCGGGGGUUCCUGAACUCGCACGCACCGACGAUCUCCACGCCAGUAAGCUGGUACUGGAAGCUCCUGAGCACUGGCAUUGCCAGUCUCGACGACGCAACCCUCCUGCGCACUGCCACUUGUGCCAUCUUGGCACAGUCAUUUCUUGACCAGACUGUUCCUGGCACGGCGCAUCUCGUCUACGAGGCAAAUAAGGUUCUUCAACGGGCUAUUAAGAUCCAGGCUGUCGCACGUGGUGUGCAGCCGUAUUUCACUACCGGCAUCAAAUCGGAAGCAACAAAGGGACAAGAAGCUCACUUCCUCCACCGGUGGGCUUCGAACCGCUCGCUAGCUGAGUUGAUUCCCAGUGGUGUGUCUGCAAUAGCCCGCUUCGAUAAUGAGAGUAACAGCAUCUUUUUGCGUGUGAAGGCGCUUUUUCCAGAUGCUGUGUGCGCUGAUAUCAGUACUCUCAUCCGGUCAUCUGCUCUUCUGCCUCAGCAAGGCGAAGUGCAUACAACUCUACAGAUCGCGAAUGGUAUUGUCUCGCAGCUGGCAGACAGCUCCAACGAGCCCAUCAAUACCAUCCGCAUCGAAGCAGUUCCGAAGACUCCGAUUGAUGUGUUGACAGGCCUGCAUGUUGUCGAUUGGACAGGCACACAGAAACCACCUGUGCCUGUUCAGUCGGCCAGUUCACAGAUCAACUUGUCUGCUCAGAAGACCUACCUUCUUGUAGGAAUAGCAAAUGAUUUAGGACAGUCGGUUGCGCAGUGGAUGAUUAGUCGUGGUGCACGCAAGGUGGUCAUGACGAGUCGAACGCCAAAAGUUGAGCCGUCCUGGCUCUACGAAAUGGGGAAAUUGGGGGCACGAGUGAUUGUUAUGGUUAUGGACGUAACUGACCGCGACUCCAUCCUCCUCGUCGACCGUGAAAUCCGCCAUCAACUUCCCCCCAUCGGAGGCGUGGUAAACGGCGCCAUGGUCCUAACCGACAGCCUCUUUUCCGAACUCACCCUAGACGACAUCCACGCCACAUUCAAGCCCAAGGUUGAGGGAAGUCUCCUUCUAGACGAAAUCUACAACGACCCCAACCUCGACUUUUUCAUUCUCUUCGGCUCCCUGGUCAGCACCAUUGGCAACUGGAGCCAGUCCGCCUAUUCCGUCGCAACCAACUUCCUAACCAGUUUCGUGCACGACCGGCGCCAGCGCAACCAGGUCGGGAGUGUUAUCUGUCCGGGUGCAGUAGGGGGAGUAGGGUAUGUCUCAAGACAUGGUCGCGCACUUUCAGAACACAUGAGCAACGUGCUGGGAUCACGCGUUAUCUCUGAGCGGGAACUGCAUGAACUCUUCGCGGAGGCAAUUCUGGCAGGUCCACCAGAUUCAGGCCGAAAUCCGGAGAUCAUCGCCGCUGCCCCGUUGAGAGUACAACUAGAGUCCGCGCAGGACGUGACGGAAACAACUUCCAUUGUCAUGGAGAGCCUCGUGCUUAAGCUGCGCACUAAAUUGCAUCUAUCGCAGGACAGGAUGAUUGAUCCGGAUACGCGUCUGGCUGAGUUGGGAGUGGACUCGUUGGUGGCUGUUGAUCUGCGGAUGUGGUUUUCGAAGGAGUUGGAAGUGGAUGUGGCGGUUUUGCAGAUUCUGGGUGGUUCUUGCAUUGAGGAAAUUGCGGGCACGGCUGCGUCCAAGUUCUGACAGGGAACUGAUUAGACUGUAUUCGAUAGUGUCUAUGUAUAAGUGGUUCACUU
Molecule: messenger RNA, 5331 nt
Organism: Aspergillus glaucus CBS 516.65
Lineage: Eukaryota; Fungi; Ascomycota; Eurotiomycetes; Eurotiales; Aspergillaceae
Exons: 12
Coding region: 278-5278 (1666 amino acids)
Biological process (GO): secondary metabolite biosynthetic process; fatty acid biosynthetic process
Molecular function (GO): fatty acid synthase activity; phosphopantetheine binding
Source: RefSeq, a predicted model, not a curated record